Molecule: messenger RNA, 3018 nt
Organism: Dicentrarchus labrax (European seabass)
Lineage: Eukaryota; Metazoa; Chordata; Actinopteri; Moronidae
Gene: asah2
Product: N-acylsphingosine amidohydrolase 2
Exons: 21
Coding region: 708-2912 (734 amino acids)
Biological process (GO): long-chain fatty acid biosynthetic process; sphingosine biosynthetic process; ceramide catabolic process
Cellular component (GO): extracellular region
Molecular function (GO): N-acylsphingosine amidohydrolase activity
Source: RefSeq, a predicted model, not a curated record
ACAGAAUGCUUUCUUAGCUCCUUCCCCAGCUCAGGGACGUUUACUGGGGUUGAAGGUUUAUCUCUCAUGCCCCCAGCACGUUCUUCCCUAUGGUGAUUGGGACUGCACUUCCCAGCAUCCUCGGCGGGAAUGUGACGCCGUCAAAACAAGCUGCUUUGACGUCAUCGUCCAGCGCUGCACCUGUGGGACCAUACGCUCUACCUGCAGACAGCGAAGAGGGAAACAGGCCAACUGCGGACGAAGACUGGCCGGCCUGACGUGCCGAACCGAACCCUGGACCCUUGAACCCAUGACGGCAAGCGACAACCGGAUGUUGGACAGAGCUGACAAGACAGGUGGAGCCGGCUGCUGCGCCUGGGACCCGCGCUCCCCUGGAAGGCAGCGCAGCGCCGGAGCCGCAGGAGCAAUUCCUCCCCCCUUCUGCAGACCCCCCAGAACCAGAGCAGCCGGACACAACUGUUGUUCAAAAGCGACACUCUCCCCAACAGCCAAGAUCGCUGCUGAGACUUCACAAUGCAAUCGACCCGCCAUCAUACUCACCGCAGACAGGACAAAUAGAAACAAACGACAAACCACAAGUAACGCACACAACAUCCUGGCAAACAGGCUUGUAGAGGAGAAGCAGAGAUAGGCAGGCAGGCUAAAGCAGCUUAAAUAAGGCGCCAUGUAGAUGUUUGCCAAUUGGAUGCUUGAGGAAAUCAGACAGCAUGGCAGGCAGGAAGUCGGUGUGUUGUGGUGUUUCUGCUUUGGAGGCCACGCUGGCUGUCCUGUUCAUCAUCAUGACAGUCGUGUGUGUGACACUGAUCGCAGUGAUGGCUACCUGGAAAACACACACAGGUCCGGAGCCAGAACAUCAACACAAGCCUUACCUUAUCGGAGUGGGCCGGGCCGACUGCACCGGGCCGCCUGCUGAAAUCCCUCUGAUGGGUUAUGCAAACCCUCAGCAGACGGCCGCAGGCAUACACACUCGCCUGUACAGCCGAGCCUUCAUCAUUGACGACGGGAAGCAGAGGGUCGUGUUUGUUACCGCAGACGUUGGAAUGAUAUCACAGAGGCUACGACUGGAGGUACUAAAGGCGUUGCAGCUGAAAUACGGGAACCUGUACCGUCAGGACAAUGUGGUUCUGAGCGGUACUCACACACACUCUGGACUUGCUGGAUAUUUCCAGUACACUCUGUUUAUGAUCAGCAGUAAAGGUUAUAUUAAGACAUCCAUCAAGCCUCUGGUCAAUGGCAUCGUCAAGAGUAUAGACAUAGCCCAUGCUACCAUAAAGCCAGGCAGGAUUUACAGGAGCAGAGGAGAGCUGGAUGACAGCAGCCUGAACAGAAGUCCUCACUCCUACCUGAACAACCCAGAGGAUGAGAGACACAGGUACAAGUGGAACACGGAUAAACAGGUGUUGGUGCUAAAGUUCACUGAUCUGGACGGAGAUGGAAUCGGUAUGCUCAGCUGGUUCGCCGUCCAUGCCGUCAGCAUGAACUACACCAACCGCAUGGUGAGCAGUGAUAACAUGGGCUACGCCUCCUACCUGCUGGAGCAGGACAAGAACCCCGGGGAUCUACCUGGACAGGGAGGGUUUGUUGCUGGUUUCUCCUCCAGUAACCUCGGCGAUGUCAGUCCGAACAUUAAAGGACCUCACUGUGUGAACACCGGAUUGCCCUGUGACUACCUGAACAGCUCCUGUCCUGUGGGAGGGACUAAGAUGUGUAAAGCGUUCGGACCUGGAGACGACAUGUUCGAGAGCACGAGGAUCAUCGGACACAGCAUCUACAGGAAGGCCAAGGAGCUGUAUGCUACCGCUGUGGAGGAGGUGACGGGCUUAGUUCACUCUGCUCAUCAGUGGGUCAACAUGACGGAUGUCACAGUUCAGAUCAACGACACACACACGAUCAGUACAUGUAAACCAGCUCUGGGUCACAGUUUUGCAGCAGGAACAACAGAUGGAGGCGGAGACCUCAACUUCACUCAGGGCGCUGUGGAGGGCGACCCGUUCUGGGACGGGAUCCGAGAUGCACUCCUGGGCGAGCCGUCCAAUCAGACGCAGAAGUGUCAUCAUCCCAAACCGAUCCUGUUCAGCACAGGGGAGAUGAACUGGCCUCUGCCGUGGCAUCCUGAGAUUGUCGACGUUCAGAUUAUCACCAUCGGCUCCAUAGCUGUCGUAGCUGUUCCCGGAGAGAUGACCACCAUGUCAGGAAGGAGGUUGAGAGAAGCCGUCAAACAGGAGCUCGAGUCAGAGGGGGCGUUCAGGGACUCAGAGGUGGUCAUCGCUGGCCUGAGCAACGUGUACACUCACUACAUCACCACCUACGAAGAGUACCAGGUGCAGCGGUACGAAGGAGCCUCCACCAUCUACGGUCCGCACACGCUCAGUGCCUACCUGCAAAAGUACAGAGGGCUUGCCAGAGCCAUCGCACAGGACAGAGUGUCGGAGCUGCACGUCGGCCCGCAGCCUCCCUUCUUUGAGAAGAACCUCUUCAAUCUGCUGCCUGCGGCGACUGUUGACAGAAAGCCAGAGAACAGCAGCUUUGGAGAAGUCCUGCAGCAGGUUUAUCCUGUCUAUAGACAGGGUGAUGUUGUCUCUGUCACGUUCGUAGCAGGAAACCCCAGACAUUCUGGAGACAUCAGAGAUAAAACUUUUGUAACUGUGGAGAUUUAUGACAACAGAACAGACUCCUGGGAGGUCGUCUACAAUGAUGCGUCAUGGGAGACCAGGUUUCACUGGCUGAAGGGUUCGAACCGGCAGAGUAACUCCACAGUCGAGUGGCACAUUCCUCCAUCAGCCCCCAGCGGCUCCUACAGGAUCAGACACUUCGGACACUACAAGCAGAUGAAAGGUCUGCGACCCGUCAUUACACCGUACAAAGGCACAUCCGACGUCUUUAAAGUUGCCGCCAGCUUCUACUAUCAGUGAAAUCACCAAGAUCAUCACCAUAAAGAAAGGACUUUAUGUGACAACUCUGGUGUUUCCUAAAACUGUUUUACAAUCAUCCUACUGUAAUAAAACAACUGUCAUCCUU